GGCGCCGCCACACCGCAGGUGGAGGGCGGCGACCUCCGGCGACGCCGACGCGGCUCCGGUUUCCUCCGUCGAUACGACCGCCGCCGCUGCCGAUCCGGCGAGUUUUUGUAUCAUCGAAGGACCUGAAACAGUACAAGAUUUUGCCAAAAUGGACUUACAGGAAAUUCAAGAUAACAUUAGGAGUCGUCGAAAUAAAAUCUUUUUGCAAAUGGAGGAGGUUCGGAGGCUGAGAAUACAGCAGAGGAUAAAAAGUGCUGAACUUGGAAUCUUAAAUGAAGAACAAGAAAAUGAACUUCCUGACUUUCCAUCAUUUAUACCUUUCUUGCCUCCUCUGACUCCAGCAAAUCUAAAGAUGUAUUACAUAUCAUGUUUCUCUCUGAUAGCUGGAAUUAUCAUCUUUGGCGGCCUUCUUGCGCCAACUCUGGAGCUCAAAUUAGGAGUGGGAGGCACAUCUUACGCAGAUUUUAUCGGUAGUGUUCAUCUACCGAUGCAAUUGAGUCAAGUUGAUCCAAUAGUGGCGUCCUUCUCUGGAGGAGCAGUUGGAGUUAUCUCAGCCCUAAUGGUAGUUGAGAUAAACAACGUCAAGCAGCAGGAGCAUAAACGAUGCAAAUACUGUCUAGGAACUGGAUACCUGGCUUGUGCUCGCUGUUCGAGCACCGGAGCUGUUGUUUUAAUCGAACCCGUUUCAACUCUCAAUGGCGGAGAUCACCCUUUAUCAGCACCGAGAACACAAAGGUGCUCAAAUUGCUCCGGUGCAGGAAAGGUGAUGUGUCCGACAUGCCUUUGCACGGGCAUGGCAAUGGCGAGCGAGCAUGACCCGCGAAUCGAUCCAUUUGACUAGAAGCACACGUCUGUCUAUCUGUUUAUGGCCCAUACUGGGAUGUAAGGUUGUUGUACAUAAUCAUGCUGAUUAUUAUAAAAGUGAUUCUUGAGGUUGGACAUAUCGAUAAAGGCGCUAAGGUUUGUACUGCUCAUAUUGCAGACUAUACUAAAGUAUGUGCAGUAUGGACUUCAAUAUCGGGUUUUGCUGAUUCUACUGAUAUACAGAGCUUCAACAGUGGGUCGUAAUAAGCAUACUUAUUUGCGUACGGAGUUAAUUCUGCAAUAGAUUAUAUUGAGUUACUGCUGUUGAACA
Ananas comosus (pineapple) is the source of this 1135-nucleotide messenger RNA. RefSeq names its product protein ORANGE, chloroplastic. The record is from RefSeq and is a predicted model, not a curated record. Bases 149 to 841 code for a protein of 230 amino acids. NCBI's taxonomy places the organism in Eukaryota, Viridiplantae, Streptophyta, Magnoliopsida, Poales, Bromeliaceae. The transcript has 8 exons.